Molecule: messenger RNA, 4631 nt
Organism: Rhinolophus ferrumequinum (greater horseshoe bat)
Lineage: Eukaryota; Metazoa; Chordata; Mammalia; Chiroptera; Rhinolophidae
Gene: RNF157
Product: ring finger protein 157
Exons: 19
Coding region: 61-2118 (685 amino acids)
Biological process (GO): protein ubiquitination
Cellular component (GO): cytoplasm
Molecular function (GO): ubiquitin protein ligase activity
Source: RefSeq, a predicted model, not a curated record
CUCCGGGCGCGGGGCGAGCGGCUGCGGUGAGGCGCCGAGGGCGGCGCGGGCGCGGCGGCCAUGGGCGCCCUGACAAGCCGGCAGCACGCGGGCGUGGAGGAGGUGGACAUCCCGUCCAAUUCCGUGUACCGCUACCCGCCCAAGUCCGGAAGCUAUUUCGCCAGCCACUUCAUCAUGGGAGGAGAGAAGUUUGACUCCACUCAUCCUGAAGGUUACCUGUUUGGAGAGAACAGCGACCUGAACUUCCUGGGGAACAGACCAGUAGCGUUUCCUUAUGCUGCCCCACCUCCCCAAGAACCAGUGAAGACUCUGAGAAGCCUGAUCAACAUCCGAAAGGACACACUAAGACUCGUCAAAUGUAGUGAGGAAGUGAAGACCCCUGGGGAAGAGGCUAGCAGAGCUAAAGUCCAUUACAACGUGGAGUUCACCUUUGACACUGACGCCCGGGUGGCCAUCACCAUCUACUAUCAGGCCACUGAGGAGUUCCAGAAUGGUAUUGCCAGCUACAUCCCCAAAGACAACAGCCUCCAGUCGGAGACGGUGCACUACAAGCGAGGGGUGUGCCAGCAGUUCUGCCUGCCCUCCCACACCGUGGACCCGUCAGACUGGGCUGAAGAGGAGCUUGGCUUCGACCUGGACCGAGAGGUUUACCCCUUAGUGGUCCAUGCUGUGGUGGACGAAGGCGAUGAGUAUUUUGGCCACUGCCACGUACUGCUGGGCACUUUUGAAAAGCACACGGAUGGGACUUUCUGUGUCAAGCCUCUCAAACAGAAACAAGUAGUAGAUGGGGUCAGCUACCUCCUUCAGGAGAUCUAUGGAAUUGAAAACAAGUACAACACACAAGAUUCCAAGGUGGCUGAGGACGAAGUCAGUGAUAACAGUGCUGAGUGUGUGGUGUGUCUCUCGGACGUCCGGGACACCUUGAUUCUGCCCUGUCGCCACCUCUGCCUGUGUAACACCUGUGCGGACACCCUGCGCUACCAGGCCAACAACUGCCCCAUCUGCCGACUGCCCUUCCGGGCACUGCUUCAGAUCCGCGCCAUGAGGAAAAAACUGGGCCCCUUGUCCCCAACCAGCUUUAACCCCAUCAUCUCAUCCCAGACAUCUGACUCGGAGGAGCAUUCUUCCUCCGAGAAUAUUCCGCCGGGCUAUGAAGUGGUGUCUCUUCUGGAGGCUCUCAACGGACCCCUCACCCCGUCCCCCGCCGUCCCUCCACUCCGCGUGCUUGGAGAUGGCCACCUCUCAGGAAUGCUGCCGGCAUACGGCAGUGACGGCCAUCUGCCCCCUGUCAGGACACUCUCCCCACUGGACCGCCUGUCUGACUGCAGCAGCCAAGGACUCAAGCUCAAAAGGAGUCUGUCCAAGUCCCUCUCCCAGAACUCAUCUGUGCUGCACGAAGAGGACGAUGAGCGCUCUUGCAGUGAAUCUGAGACGCACCUCUCGCGGAGGCCAUCAGCUCAGCAGCUUGAACAGGAAUGUGGCGGAACUCCAGACAGCGAGAAUCUUACCAUGUCCUCAUCGGGCCCUAUUGACCAGUCGUCUUGCACAGGGACGCCUCUCUCCUCCACGAUUUCCUCCCCAGAAGAGCCUGCCAGCAGCAGCCUGGCGCAGUCGGUCAUGUCCGUGGUGUCCUCCCAGAGCCAGCACUCCCAGGUCAGCACAGACACGGCCUCCUCCAUGUCCGGCUCCUACAUCGCCCCCGGCACUGAAGACGAGGGAGAGGCUCUCCCUUCCCCACAGGCGGCUAGCAGGGCCCCCUCAGAGGAAGGAGAGGUGAUGUCAGCAGCGUCUGCAGACAGCAACUUUGUCGGCCUUGCAGAAGAGCAGGAUGCAGAGGGAAACGGUGUCCUAGAGGAAGAGGAUGGAUCACCCACACAAGAAGAUGGCCAGAGGACAUGCGCAUUUCUAGGUAUGGAGUGUGACAAUAACAAUGAGUUUGACAUCGCCAGCGUGAAAGCACUGGACAAUAAGCUGUGCUCUGAGGUCUGCUUACCCGGUACCUGGCAAGCAGAUGACAACGUAGUCAGCCAUCACAACACACAGCGCCGGCGCUUAUCAUCCAGCAGUCUGGAGGACGCAGAGAACAGGCCCUGCGUGUGGGGUCCUUUGGCCGUCUGAGAGCCCCACCCCUGUCACAGGGCUGCCUGCCUGACCCCGUGGUCCAUCCUGGCCUCACUGGACCGCUGGCCUCCUGGGCAUGCUCAGCAAGACACAUGGAGACUUGGAUACCGUGGGAAAGCCGGACACUGAGGUCAGCCUGCUCCUCCCAGCCUCAUCUCCUGCCAUAACCGUGAUCCCUCCCCUCAGAAGGGACCGGAAGCCUCCUUUCUGCUUGUGGGCGGAAGCCAUCGAUGAACUGCGCCUCAUGAGACCCUUUGCAGAGAUGCUGUGGAAUUUUCCCACCAUAUUGCUUGGUCUUCGUUCAGGUGACACCCAGGUCCACAGGCUGAUAGUGCAUCUUUCUCCUCCUUAGGGGUUAGAACAAGACGACUUGGAGUUUUAGCAGCUUCACCACAGACGCCCAUCUGGCAUUUUCUGGUUUCUGGGACAUCUUAACCAAUUUGAAACCUCCAAUUUGGGGUGGGGUUGGGGGAUGACUCCUGUGAGAAGGGAAAGCCAUAUUGCACUGUAAGUAGAGAUUCCCUCAAAAAGCUCCUUUCCGAAGGACAAGGGACAUGGUGGCAAACAAAAGGUUGGUUGAAAAGACAGUUCUUCCUUCUGGCAGCCGAGCUAGUCUCCUGUGCCUUGUGUGUCUGUGUGCUUAGGAAGGAGGUCUUGAACCUGAGAAUCCCCCCAUUAAACAGUUACCCUCGGGAGGGUUUCUUAGCAUCAGGUGCAUUCGUGAAGGACUGGCACUCCAUCCUAAGGUGACAUUUCAAAAAACACACUUUCUGACGACCUGUAUGCGCCAGGCACUGUUAGGAGUUGUCAUAUAUUAUCACAUUUCAUCACUACGGCCCUGUCAGGUGGCAUUCGUAUCCCUAUUUCCCCGUCUCCACCCCUUUUUGUUAAUAGUUGAAGAAAUGGGCUGAGGGAAGGGUGGGCCAGUGAUCCUCCCAUUGGAGCCCAGGAGCCCCAACAGAAAUGGUGGAAAGUGUGGAGCCGGCCAGCAGGGGGCUGGGAGCCAGGGCCUUCACCUCUGGGAGCUCCCCACCCCCACGUUCUCCUCCCCUGCCUUCCAGUUCUCCUGAGCUUGAUAGGGGAGGGGGAGGUACUGCCUUCCACAGGCUCAUUAGACAUUUAGAGCUAUUGUUCACAUCUCGUGCCCACCCCAGCCCAGUGAGGUGGCUGCAACAGCGAGCCUGGACCGCAAGCUGCAGGGUGGUACUCCGCUCUCAACAAUUGUGUUAUGGUAUCCACACUGCUCUUGCUUUGUGCUUUAGUGAACAGCACAGCAUUGGGAAGCAAAACUAGGUACAACAAUAUGUAAGGCUGAGAUGUGGCUCUGUUCUUCCUGAUGGCCUGUCUUAGUAUUUGGAAUUGUCACCCUAGAAGAGCUUCUCGGGGCCAUUUCAAGGGCCUCAGAGAGCCAGUGCCCAGGGGAUCCACUGCACGUUCUGUGUGGCUUCUGUGCACUGUCAGGUACGCGGUGACCCUCACGGGUUGUGGCUCACAUCCUGCCCUGGUAUGGGGCGGGGGAGGGGAGGUGACUUGUUCUGACAGAUGUAAUAUGAGCCAUGCCAGACUCUAAGCUUCUGUCUUGAGUUCCCACACCCACCCUGUCUGAAAUCCUGCAGUGGACCCUGCUGGUUCAGGCCCAACUUCAUGACCUUUCUUUCUCCCACCUUUCCUAUUUAAGAUCUGAGCAAUAACCCCACUCCCCGAUUCCUUGAAGCUGGAGCUCCCCUUAGCCUAGGGUGGUGGCACACAGACCCACCUCCUCUCCCAGCAGGUAGUAUCCACAGUGUGGUGUUACCUGAGAUGAAGGAGAUGCAGGUAAACAGUAGCCACAGUGGCCAGGAACCGCAAGAGGAAGUCGUUAUCUUCACCUGUUCUGGAGGGUCUUUGUCCUCUCCCAGGAAGAGGCUCAGAAAGCUUCCUCCAGGCCUUGCCAUAUCUGCAUUAGAAGGGCCCUUCACUCCUAGUUUCUCAGACACUUCCUUUCUUCCCUCUCACUCCUCUUGUUCUCAUUUAAAUCUUUGGCAAGCAGAAUAUCCCACCCAAAGGGGCUGGUCCCCAGUCAGCCUGAUCAGGGAACAGGGCAGCUGCCAACCCUACUGGCCCAUCCAUCAUCUGGAGACGGUGCGUCCGGAUGGUGUGGCGAUCCAGGCCUCCUCAGAGCCUUUCUUCCUUCCCUACCCAGUUCCAUCCCACCAGAGCUCAUGCCCACGCUGGGACACCUCCUGGGCACAGACCUACACACUUUAAGCCGUCUCACCCGGGGAGAGUUAGUGUCCUGUCCGCCUGAUCUCGGCACGCUUGUUGGUCACUUUGCUUUAGGAUUUGCACACCUGGUGUGUGCAAGUGUGUGUGUGUACUGUUGUGCCAUCUGUGUACCCCUCUCACUCCCUGGAGUUACACUCAUGGGCACACUACAGUGGGGACAUCGAGGAUGCAAUAUUUAUGGAUUGCUGCAUGAUUCCUAAAAAUGAAUAAAACUGUUUACACAGGAAGGAGAGCUGUUAACUGCA